Molecule: messenger RNA, 1473 nt
Organism: Cryptosporidium ubiquitum
Lineage: Eukaryota; Apicomplexa; Conoidasida; Eucoccidiorida; Cryptosporidiidae
Product: gamma tubulin
Exons: 1
Coding region: 1-1473 (490 amino acids)
Biological process (GO): cytoplasmic microtubule organization; microtubule nucleation; mitotic sister chromatid segregation
Cellular component (GO): nucleus; gamma-tubulin complex; centrosome
Molecular function (GO): GTP binding; structural constituent of cytoskeleton
Source: RefSeq, a predicted model, not a curated record
AUGCCUAGAGAAUUGGUUACAUUACAGAUUGGACAAUGUGGGAAUCAGAUUGGUAUGGAGUUUUGGAAACAACUAUGUACUGAACAUGGCCUGGAUGUUAAUGGUACAGUAAUCAAAGACAAUGGCCCACUAGAAGAUAGAAAAGAUGUUUUUUUCUAUCUUUCGGAUGAUAGCCACUAUGUUCCCCGUGCCUUGCUGUUUGAUUUGGAGCCGAGAGUACUGAAUAGUAUCAAGUCAAGCGAAUUCAAACACCUUUACAACCCUGAAAAUUUUUUUAUUGGAAAAGAGGGCGGUGGAGCUGGAAAUAACUGGGGUUGUGGUUAUGACACAGGAGAGGAAGUUUAUGAUGAAAUAUUGGAUAUGAUUGAUAGGGAAGUGGAGGGUUGCGAAAGUAUGGAAGGAUUUGUUCUUUGCCACUCUAUUGCUGGAGGUACCGGCAGUGGGAUGGGAUCGUAUAUUCUGGAACUAUUAAACGAGCAUUACCCAAGGAAACUAAUUAAAACAUUUUCAGUUUUUCCGAUGUUAAAUAAUGAGAGUUCUGAUGUAGUAGUUCAGCCAUAUAACUCCGUGUUGACCCUGAAGAGAUUGGCUUUGAACGCAGAUUGUGUUGUAGUGCUUGAUAAUACUGCUUUAAGUGGGAUAGCUGAAGAUCGGUUAAAUCUGACCAACCCAACAUUUGCUCAGACUAAUGCUUUGGUAAGUACGGUAAUGGCCGCUUCAACCACGACACUUAGGUACCCAGGAUACAUGCACAACAAUUUGGUCUCAUUAGUUUCUACUUUAGUUCCAACCCCAAGAUGCCAUUUUCUGGUUACAUCAUAUACUCCUAUUUCAAUUAGUCAAAACAUCCAGCAGAACGUUAGAAAAACAACAACUCUAGAUGUUAUGAGGCGACUUUUACAACCUAGUAAUAUUAUGGUAAGCACGAAUAUGAGAAAGGGAACCUAUAUAUCAAUUUUGAACAUUAUUAGAGGAGAGACCGAUCCAAUGGAAGUACACAAGAGUUUACAGAGAAUAAGAGAUAGGAAUAUGGUAAGAUUUAUUCAAUGGGGACCUGCAGCAAUUCAAGUAGCUCUUUCAAAGUAUAAUCCGUAUAGUAGUCAACAUAAGGUGAAUGGAUUAAUGAUGGCCAAUAAUACUGCAAUAGCUGGUUUAUUUCAGAGAUGUGUGGCUCAGUUUGAUAGGUUAAUGAAAAGAGGGGCCUUUCUUGAUAACUAUAAGAAACAAUCAGUGUUUCAGGAUGGUCUUGAUGAAUUUGAAAAUGCAAGAGAAGUAACUGAAAUGUUAAUUGAGGAAUAUAAACGAGCAGAGAGGAAUGAUUACAUGCUUGCAGGUUAUAAUCCAGAAUCCGCUUCAAAAAACUUACUAUUGGAAGGUUCAGAAAAGCGAGAACCUUCAUUAAAUGAAUAUUCUGACGACUUAUCUAAUUAUUACACUAAGGAGAAUAACCCUAAUUACAACAUUUAUGGCUAA